AUGGUGGUGGAGCUUGGAGGAGGGAAUAGAGAGAGUAGAAGCCUUGGUGGGUGUUUUGAUUGGGGCUUGGGUGGAAGAAAGACACCGCGACGACAAGUCAUUGGCUCCCCGGUAAAAUCGUACAGGGGGAUGGCGCGUGACAAGUCGUUGGUGCUUGACGAAAGAUUCCUUGACCUUGAGGUAUUCUGCCCAUGGCCAUCCCUAUUUGCAUGCCUACGUAAUGGCUUGGUCACUGCUGCUAGUGCACAAGGAUAUCCAGUAGUAGCUUAUGAGGCAUAA
This is a messenger RNA of Dovyalis caffra, 279 nucleotides long. The record is from the annotation of a GenBank genome assembly. Lineage: Eukaryota; Viridiplantae; Streptophyta; Magnoliopsida; Malpighiales; Salicaceae.